Messenger RNA from Agrilus planipennis (emerald ash borer), 3473 nucleotides. RefSeq lists its product as uncharacterized. Lineage: Eukaryota; Metazoa; Arthropoda; Insecta; Coleoptera; Buprestidae. The transcript is spliced from 8 exons. The record is from RefSeq and is a predicted model, not a curated record. Bases 1637 to 2491 code for a protein of 284 amino acids.
UUAAAUUGCACUCGAAGUUAAUGUAGUCUCAUUGUUAUGCAUAGAACAGUGUGUAAACGAGAAAAUGCCGUGGUUAUAACCAGAAAGUGAUUUAAGGCAUUCCUAUAUUUGGCUAUGAACAUUAGCAAUUAUGUGCAAGCUCUAUCUCAUUUUCAGUAAAAUUAAUCAAUGUUGGUAAAAUGAGUAUCUGAAAGUUUUAACUCAACUAACAAAAGUAAGUAAAGAAGAAGAAGUAUUGUGGGCGUAUAGAAGCAACCAGUGAGCAUAAGUGGGUACAGAUACUUCUUGGUUGUCUACUGUAUUUUAUUCUAUUAACUGUGUGUGUCUCCCUCGUGACCAGAAGUAAUAAAAAUCCAAAUCCCUCGCGUAAUUAUGCUGAAGUUACUCUCGAAGAUAUUUCAAAUAGGGCAAAUUCCGUUGGUUUACAACAGCCGAAUCGAUUCCAGUGUGUGAUAUUGUCUUCAUAAUUGGUGAGGGUGCGGAAGUGUAUGUUACGUGUGCAAUAGUCAACCCCACCGAAUGAUUAAAUUUGACGAUGAGAAAGCGCGCAAACUAAAUAUAAUUGUCGAACGUUAACAUUUAAUGACCGCAUAUAAAACGGCAGUUUCGCCUGUAUUAUACACCGAUCACACAAGACAAAACAAAUUCAUUCUAGCCCUACGUGAAUUUUCCGCCCCCGAUUAAUGUAGAGAUCAAGUCAUUAAGAGAACCUUGCGGUAAACUAAUAAUGUGAUUUUCACGGUAACUACUUUUCCGGAACGGAAUGUUGCCGACGCCACACCUUAUACGACCGACCCCUCGCUUACCCUCUCGCAACACAGUUUUGCUUUUUACUGCUGCGACCGUGCCGGGUACGUGUAUAUAAGUUCAUAUCACCCCCUUCAUGGUCAAGGUUAGUGGUGUAAAGACGCUUGCACAAAAGAAAGCUCAAUAAAGCUUUGAAAUUAAUGAUCCAUCACUGCCUCUUAAAAAAUAAAUCAGUCGAUUUUCAUUAAUUUUAAGUAAAAAAAGCAUGGCUUAAUAUUUCACUUAAGUCAAUUUUUCGCCAUUUUACUCAUACAUACAUGAUUGUCCCCAAUGAGGUGAAUAUUGUCUGAUAAAUUAGGAAAAUAACAGAGAAUUUUAGAGCAAAAGUUAUGCUUAUAACUGCAAAUGUAAUUAGAUAUCCAUGAGAAUCCCCACAGUACUAUAUACAUGGUGCACUAAUUUUAUAAACACAAUCUUUAUGGAAAAAAAAAUUAAGUGUCUGAUUGCAGCAAUCGCAGCUCAAUAUCAAAAAAUUUGGAUUAUUUGUACUGCAACUUUUCAAAACGUCCUACUUUAUAUGCCUAAAAAUUAAAAUCAGGAAAAGAAGUCAAAAAUUAACUGGAAACCAAGGAAAUGUAGAGUUCUUAGAAAUUUGAUCCGAAAUAAGUCGUUUUCCGCGUCCCUAACAAUCUACCCUAAAUUAUUCUAACGCCUAAAAUUAAAACCAUACAUUUAUUAAUUCUGUAUACAGAGAACAAGAUUUUCUAAACGAACUCCUGAACUUUCAUUAAAUAUGGUGUGUAACGUAAAAAUUAAAGACAAUAGAACUAUUUUAAUAUGAGUGUCUCCAGUGUGACAAAAUUAAAUUUUAUCAUAUUUUAAAAAGUCAAUGACAAUAAUAAGUGUGUUUAAUAAAAUGGCUAUACUCCAUUCAUGUUGUUGUUGGAGGUCCGUAAGGAAGGGGAGUUUCGCAAGUGGAAUUUAUACUUUGUUAUACUACUCAUUAAACGCAGGAGUCGUGUCCAAAUCCUUGCACGAAGAUAUUCUCUACUUGCGAAGCAAUUUCACUGAAGAGCCACAAUAUAGUAUCAUAGAUCCCGACACAACUUCAGAAACCUCUUUGGUGUUUUCGUUCGUCAUAUUGACCGUAACUUCCUGCGGAAUCGUCGCAUCCCUGAUACUGUUUUACGGCCUUUAUAAGGAUAAACGCUACCUACUAAUUCCAUGGGUGGUCACAUUGGCAGUUUGUAUAGUAGCUGAUCUUUCACAGUGCAUAUAUUCAUUUGUAAAAUAUACGCUUAAGAUCAAUCCCCAGAGUGCCAUACUUUUUACCUUCGACUUCUUCAUAGUAACAUUAAAUGUAUACGCUCUUCUGUGUGUGAUAUCCCAGUACCAGGAGCUGAAGUGCGGCCGAGGUCGAGCCUGCGAUGAUGCGGAUGUAAGGAUUCCGAGCAUCCAUUUCAGCACCCAGGCAACAGCCACCACUUUCACCGUCUCCAGAAAACCGGCGACAUAUUUUCACGAAGGUAAAGCAACAACCGUCCACAACAGUUCAACAGCGGCUCCGUCGUCUGUGGGAACUGAUGAAUCGUCACCUUGCACGAAAGUUCAACGAAAAUCGGUGAAAUUCGACCAGGCGUCCCAACUCUUGGAGCCGUGGUCGAUGGAAACGAAAAAUGUAUCCCGAGGAAUUGAUACAGCACCGCUGAUCGACUCCAGGAGACCAUCACAGCCUAGUGUUUAAUACAUGCAAUGCAUUGGAAGAAACUGAUUGAUAGUGGUUAAUUGUUAUUUUCAAUUAAAUGAUUCGUUCGUUUGUUUGUUAAGAUCUGAUCUAAUUGAAUGCCAAACGGAAUUGAAUUAAUUUUGUAUUGUUCGAAUGAUAAAGCUCACCCAGUCAUAAAAUUAAUUUUUAACACAACACUUUUUCAUUGUUCAUUAGGCAAUUACAUCCCUCGAUCUUUUUUAUGCUUUAAAAAUACACAAUUUUUUUUAAAGGCGUUCUAAUAAAAAUUACUAACAUUACUGAUGAUAUAAUUUUGAAUGACCACGUAAUUCUAUUUGGCAUUUUCUCUUUUCCGAAGUUUGCCUUGUUGAAUCUCUAGAUGGGCCCUUAGAGAUCUCAGGGUAUGGUCUAAAUAUUAAUGUAGGUAUUUAAUUUUAAAACUACCAAAGAAUCUAUAAAAUUAUUUUUGUCCUAACUGUUAAACUUUGACAAAUUUUAUAAUUACUGUUUAGAAUAAUCAAAUGACUGAAAUGUUUAUAAAUGUACAGUUCAUUGUAUAUGUAAUUUACAUGUAAUUAGUGUACAAUGUAUUAAAUUUAAUAAUUAAUUAAUUACUUAUGUGAUGUGCUAACCAGCAAAUUUGUACAGCUGUAAAUAAAUAGUUAACUGAUUGUUUAUUACAUUGACUUAUAUUGAUUUUGUCAAGUAUUAUUGAUCAACUGAAUCCUUAAUAUUAUAUUUUAAACUUUCGUAAACAUAUUUCAGUUAGGUAUGUUUGGGAGUACAACACGAGGAAAAGGUGGAUACUAAUACAGAAAUUAAUCAAUUAUUGACUUAUUAAUGUUGCUGAACAACUGAAAGUUUUUAAAAUAUUGUAAACAGUAACUUACAAAUGUAGAACAUUUCUCAACAAUCCCUGCAUUAGCCUUUUUAUUUGAACAUUUUACAUUCUAAAUCAUUUAGUAGUAAAAACUUUUAAACAAACUUGAUUAUUGAGGCA